AUGUUUGUGGAUGAGCGGAUUGUGACCCUGUUCAAAAGGAAUGCCCAUCAUACGCUGACCUACUGGAGCGUUUUCUUCAGCUUUGGACUCUGCAUUGCUUUUCUUGGACCCACAAUUUUGGACUUGCAGUGUCAAACAAACUCGACACUUAGUCAGAUCACCUGGGUGUUCUUCGCCCAGCAGUUCUGCUUGUUGAUUGGCAGCUCCAUUGGUGGCAUUUUCAAGAGGACGUUGUUCAGCGCUUUAGCUGCCUUGUUUGUUUCUGCUCUUAUCAUCUCUGUGAUAUUUGCCAUCAUCCCUGCGUGCAACAAUGUUCUCGUGCUGGCCAUUGCUAUGGCUGUGUCUGGUUUCGCAAUGGGCAUCAUUGACACCAUCGCCAACAUCCAACUGGUGACCAUCUAUCAGAAGGACUCUGCUGUUUUCUUACAGGCUCUUCACUUCUUCAUUGGGUUUGGUGCCCUGGUGAGCCCACUGAUUGCAGAUCCUUUCCUCUCAGAGACAGGCUGUGGGAAUCACACAGGGAACGGGACUGAGAUCAUACAUCAUUUCAGGAACAUGCUGAGAAACAGUCCGAUUGCAGAGCACAAUAUAACUCACAGCCACCUGUCCCAUGAGGGAGGGGAAGAGGAGUCCAGUGUGCACUACGCCUUCUGGAUCAUGGCACUUAUUAAUCUGCCUGUGCCCAUUGCAGUCCUAUUUCUAAUGUAUCGGGAGCAGCUGAUCCCAUGCUGCCCCAGUGGUACGCCACGUCUUUUGGACAAGGAUGAGCUGGCGAUGGAGAACCAGCAGGGGGCUGAGGGUCCAGACGUGGAGCAGAGGGAACAUGAAGCAGGAGGUCAUGGGAGUAUCUUUAGCUGCUGUCAGAAUGAUAACCUGCGCGGGCUGCCGGUAUCCUUCUUUAUGAUUCAUAUCCUCGGUGGCCUGGUGCUCUUUAUGACCGAUGGUAUUGUGGGGGCCUAUGCCGGCUUUGUGUACACCUACGCUGUGGCGUCGCCCAUCUCGUUGCCUCAUAAGACAGCAGGUUACCUGGCCAGUAUCUUUUGGGCGGCAAUCACUGCUGGACGUCUCUUAUCCAUACCUCUUUCAUAUCGUUUCCAGCCUGUGAGGCUGCUCAUGGUCAACCUGGCAGGAGCUAUUGUCACAGUGCUGAUGCUGCUUAUUUUCUACACCAGCAGCGUCUUUCUGUUUGUCGGGACCUGUUUAUGUGGGCUGUUCCUCAGCAGCAUAUUCCCCUGCAUGCUUGCCUAUACUGAAGACAUUCUUGAUUACCAGGGAUGCGCAACCUCAGUCCUGGUGACUAGUGCAGGGAUGGGAGAGAUGGUAAUGCAGGUUCUGGUUGGCUCAAUUAUUCAGUCUAAAGGCAGCUACAGCUUCCUGCUGUGCGGAAUGAUAGUCGGCUGCCUCGGCUUUAUCCUCUUCAUUGGCCUCCUGCUGUUCCAUCGAAUGCACAGAAAUUACCUCACAGGGACAUCGAAAAAGUCAGCCAUGGUGGAAGAACCGGCGGCGGAGCAGAAUGGGUCGGUUGUUUCAGAGAAGAUUAAACUUGAGGAGAAUAUGUGA
This is a messenger RNA of Stegastes partitus (bicolor damselfish), 1560 nucleotides long. It is a transcript of the gene slc60a1b, whose product is annotated as major facilitator superfamily domain containing 4Ab. Gene Ontology annotation, molecular function: D-glucose transmembrane transporter activity. Lineage: Eukaryota; Metazoa; Chordata; Actinopteri; Pomacentridae. The record is from RefSeq and is a predicted model, not a curated record. Gene Ontology annotation, biological process: transmembrane transport. Bases 1 to 1560 code for a protein of 519 amino acids. The transcript is spliced from 11 exons.